AGCUCAAACAGCAUUCAAAUCCCAGUUACAACCAUUUCAUUAGCUUGAGAAGGACAAUACAACAUGCCGCAGACUAUUCAUCUCGUGCGUCACGGCCAAGCCGUUCACAACCUAGGCGAAGCAAACUUAGUUCUGCCCGACACCGAUCUGACACCUCUGGGAGAAGAGCAAGCAAGAGGCCUGCUAUCCAAGUUCCCUGGGCUUGCCAAUGUUGACCUGAUCGUGUCAUCGCCACUGCGACGCACGCUCCAAACGACCCUGCUAGCGUUUCCCACUCAACUCGAGCGCGGGUUACAGAUUGUGGCCUUACCAGAAGUACAAGAAGUCAGCGAUUUGAACUGUGACACCGGCAGUGAUCUCUCUGCGAUAAAGGCAGAGUUCGAACAUCAACCGGUUGACUUCGGUCUGGUCGAGCCAGGUUGGCAAAUCAAGGAAGGAAAAUGGGCACCCGCCAUAGGGAGUCUCAUAAAAAGGGCCGAGGUAGCACGGCAAUGGCUGAGCGAAAGGCCUGAGAGAGAAAUCGUGGUCGUUUCCCAUGGAGGCUUUCUACAUUUCCUCACGGACGACUGGGUGAACGUUAUUAAUCCAGAUGGCACGGAUUGGGCCAAUGCAGAGGUUCGCUCUUAUACGAUUUCGCAUGACGAGGAUGAAGGACCAAUUUUAUAUGAGACCAGGGAGUCUAGAGAGAAGCGUGGAGUAGAGCCAGUUCCUCCGACCAGAGAAGAACAACUGGAGAUGCGACAGGCUGCUUUGAAGGCAGGGCUUGAAUGCGGUCUCAUACGGCCCUGACAGAUUUCUUGUUCCUAGCAUAGGUUCUGUAGCAAGAAGAAAGCAGUUCUCAAACAUGGGCCACCAUUUUCUUUGAGCCCAGCUAUAGUGAAAUAUUCAAUUCAUGAUAUCCGAGAUAAAAUGCUACCAGCAUAAUCCAUUAUGUGGAUG
This is a messenger RNA of Fusarium odoratissimum NRRL 54006, 939 nucleotides long. RefSeq lists its product as uncharacterized. The transcript has 3 exons. Lineage: Eukaryota; Fungi; Ascomycota; Sordariomycetes; Hypocreales; Nectriaceae. Gene Ontology annotation, cellular component: cytoplasm. Bases 64 to 789 code for a protein of 241 amino acids. Gene Ontology annotation, molecular function: phosphatase activity. The record is from RefSeq and is a predicted model, not a curated record.